Messenger RNA from Glycine soja, 3854 nucleotides. Its product is annotated as protein QUIRKY. The coding region runs from base 255 to 3341 and encodes 1028 amino acids. NCBI's taxonomy places the organism in Eukaryota, Viridiplantae, Streptophyta, Magnoliopsida, Fabales, Fabaceae. The transcript has a single exon. The record is from RefSeq and is a predicted model, not a curated record.
ACGAAGGGUGAGUGGAGGGAAUUGGAAAAAAGUUGGAAAGAAAUCCUUCGCGAGAGAGCAUGGAAUCUAACCUGCCUCCCCACUGUCAUCACAAACAAACUUCAAAAACCGUGCUCCAUCCAAAAAUAAACAUAAUUAAAAACAAAAAGCACCGCACAACGUAAAACGAACCUUACCUUACCUUCUCUCUUCGAAACGCUGAUCACAGUCUGUGUUCAUCCACAUUCCGCGCGCGCAUCACCCGAGAUGAGAAGAUGAUGACGACGCCGUUUCAGCAACCGCCCCAAACCGUACGGAGACUGGUCGUGGAAGUGGUGGACGCGCGCAACCUGCUCCCCAAGGAUGGGCAAGGCAGCUCCAGCCCUUACGUGGUGGCGGACUUCGACGGCCAGAGGAAGCGAACCACGACCCGGUUCAAGGAGCUGAACCCGGUCUGGAACGAGCCUUUGGAGUUCAUCGUCUCCGACCCAGAGAACAUGGAGUUCGAGGAGCUCGAAGUGGAGGUGUACAAUGACAAGAAGUUCGGCAACGGAAGCGGCCGCAAGAACCACUUCCUCGGGAGGGUUAAGCUCUACGGAACUCAGUUUUCAAGAAGAGGCGAAGAAGCUCUUGUUUACUACACGCUCGAGAAGAGAAGCGUGUUCAGUUGGAUAAGAGGAGAAAUUGGCCUCAGGAUUUAUUACUACGACGAGAUGCUUAUGGAAGAGGAGAAACCGCCGCCGCCGCCGCAGCAGCAGCAGCAGCAGCAGGAGGAGCAAGGUGAGAGAACGGAACAAGACCGGAACAAGCCGCCGCCGGGGGUGGUGGUUGUCGAGGAGGGACGGGUUUUCGAGGCUCCUGGAGCGAUGGAGCAAUGCGUGCCUCUUCCUUCAGGUCCUCCUCAUUCGCCGCGUGUUGUGGUCGUGGCUGAAUCUCCGCCGCCGGUGGUUCAUGUUUCGCAGGAUCCGCCGUUGGCGGAAAUGUGUGAGCCUCCGGCGUCGGAAAUGCAGUUCCACCCCGAGGUGAGGAAAAUGCAGGCCAACAGAGGGAAUAGGGUGAAGAUUUUGAAGCGGCCGAACGGUGAUUACUUGCCUAAAGAUAUUUCUGGAAAGAAAACUGGUAAUGAGUCUGAGCGAGUUCAUCCCUUCGAUCUGGUGGAGCCGAUGCAGUACCUGUUUGUGAAAAUCUGGAAGGCCCGUGGGCUCGCUCCUCCCAGUGAAGGCCCAAUCGUGAGGGUUAGGAUGUCGAGCCAAUCCAGGAGAUCCAAUCCCGCAAGUUACAGGCCCAGCGAGCCCCCCGAUUCGCCGGAAUGGAACCAGACAUUCGCGCUGAGUUACAACAACACGAACGAUGCAAACAGCGCCACACUGGAGAUUUCGGUUUGGGAUUCCCCGACAGAGAAUUUCCUCGGUGGCGUUUGCUUCGACCUCUCCGACGUUCCGGUGAGAGAUCCUCCGGACAGUCCCUUGGCGCCGCAAUGGUACCGCCUCGAAGGAGGAACCGCCGAUCAGAAUCCCGGGAGAGUCUCCGGUGACAUUCAGCUUUCCGUGUGGAUCGGGACGCAAUCCGACGACGCGUUCCCGGAAGCGUGGAUCUCAGACGCACCCUACGUGGCUCACACUCGAUCCAAGGUUUAUCAAUCGCCAAAGCUCUGGUACCUGCGCGUGACGGUGGUGGAAGCGCAAGACCUGAAUAUUGCUCCGAAUCUGCCUCCACUGACAGCGCCGGAAGUGAGGGUGAAGGUGGAAUUAGGGUUCCAAUCGCAGCGAACAAGGAGAGGAUCCAUGAACCACCGCAGCUUAUCGUUCCACUGGAACGAGGACCUUCUAUUCGUAGCCGGUGAGCCACUGGAAGAUUCUGUCAUAGUUCUGUUGGAAGAUCGAACCACCAAGGAACCGGCGCUGCUAGGCCACAUCGUGAUUCCUCUGAGCUCAAUCGAGCAGCGAAUCGACGAGCGCCACGUGGCAGCAAAAUGGUACACCUUAGAGGGCGGGCCCUACUGCGGCAGAGUCCAGAUGCGCCUCUGCCUGGAGGGAGGGUACCACGUGCUGGACGAAGCGGCGCACGUGUGCAGCGACUUCCGUCCCACGGCGAAACAGUUAUGGAAGCCGGCGGUGGGGAUUCUAGAGCUUGGAAUUCUUGGCGCUCGGGGGCUGCUACCGAUGAAAUCCAAAGGCGGUGGAAAGGGGUCCACGGAUGCUUACUGCGUGGCAAAGUAUGGGAAGAAGUGGGUCCGGACCCGAACCGUAACCGAUACCUUCGAUCCACGGUGGAACGAGCAGUACACGUGGCAGGUAUACGACCCCUGCACGGUCCUCACCGUGGGAGUGUUCGACAACUGGCGCAUGUUCGCUGACGUGUCGGAGGACCACAGGCCCGAUUGCCGCAUCGGCAAGGUACGCAUACGCGUGUCUACGCUGGAGAGCAACAGAAUAUACACUAACUCCUACCCCCUCCUCGUCCUCACGCGAACCGGCUUGAAAAAAAUGGGCGAAAUCGAAUUAGCGGUUCGCUUCGCCUGCCCCUCCCUGCUGCCCGACACGUGUGCGGUGUACGCCCAGCCCCUGCUUCCGCGUAUGCACUACCUCCGCCCGCUCGGGGUGGCGCAGCAGGAGGCUCUCCGCGGCGCCUCCACGAAGAUGGUGGCGCAGUGGCUGGCUCGCUCGGAGCCGCCGCUGGGGCACGAGGUGGUUCGGUACAUGCUGGACGCAGACUCGCACGUGUGGAGCAUGAGGAAGAGCAAAGCCAAUUGGUUCAGAAUCGUGGCGGUGUUGGCUUGGGCGGUUGGACUGGCAAAAUGGUUAGAUGACAUAAGAAGGUGGAAGAAUCCAGUUACCACAGUGCUACUCCACAUUCUUUACUUAGUCCUCGUUUGGUAUCCGGAUUUGAUUGUUCCCACCGCCUUCUUAUAUGUUGUUUUAAUCGGAAUAUGGUAUUACCGGUUCAGACCCAAGAUUCCGGCCGGGAUGGAUACCCGCUUGUCGCAGGCCGAAGCGGUUGAUCCGGACGAGCUGGACGAGGAAUUCGACACCAUGCCAAGUUCCAAACCACCCGAUGUAAUUCGAAUGCGAUAUGAUAGGUUAAGAAUGCUGGCUGCAAGGGUGCAAACAGUGUUGGGUGAUUUUGCCACACAGGGUGAGAGGCUUCAAGCAUUGGUUAGUUGGAGGGACCCUAGGGCUACAAAAUUGUUCAUUGGAGUCUGCCUUACCAUAACUGUAGCACUCUAUGCUAUGCCACCAAAAAUGGUGGCGGUGGCGUUAGGCUUUUAUUACCUCCGCCACCCCAUGUUCCGGAACCCAAUGCCCUCCGCCACGUUGAACUUUUUCCGGCGACUUCCCAGCCUCUCGGAUCGCUUGAUGUAGAUUAUUCAAAAUCCAACCACUAGUUUUUUUUUUUUUUAUGACAGUUUAAAUUUUUUUUGGGGAUGAAAAUUAUUAUUUUUACUUUACUGAUGAGGGUGUGGAAAGGAGCAGAGAGCUGUUUCGUAGGGAUAGUGUUUGAAAAAGGUGUCCUGCUCGGAGGGAAAAAGGGGUGGAAAGUGGCUAGUUGUCAUCAUUUCUUUCUUUUUUGUUGCAAUCAAAUUGAUUGACUGUGGGUGGCCACUGUUGAAAACUCGAAAUAAGAGAAAGAGACAAACAUGGUGGGAGAAAUUUUGGGUACUACUUCUGGCUUGACUCUUCCGUGCUGGUGGGGAUUUUUCUGUGUGAACAUGUUUGGGAAGCCAUAAAAUAUUGCCUUUUCUCUCUCUCUCUCUCUCUCUCGCACAUUUUAAAAUUUAGAAGAAUACAUUGCAUCAACAGCUCCUAUGCUGUUUGUUUCCUAUGUUGUCUAAUUUCAAUUUUAAUUAGCACUGUCCACAUUUUGGAAUCGCAUGA